AUAUUAAAUGGAAAAUCCCAGAAAUAAACAAUUUGAACAGCAGCAGUAUUGGUAUCGACAGCACUUGCUAAGUUUGCAGCAGAGGACAAAAGUGCAUUUGCCAGGACACAAAAAGGGUCCUGUCAUAGCAAAGGAUGCACCCAAGCCAGUAAAAGAAGUUACAGUACCUGCCACCAGUCAAGUACCAGAACCCCCUCCAUCUGAGGAGCCCCCAUUACCACCUCCUAAUGAGGAGGUACCACCCCCUCUUCCACCGGAGGAAUCCCAGUCUGAGGACCCGGAAGAAGAUGCCAGGUUAAAACAGUUGCAGGCUGCAGCAGCACACUGGCAGCAGCACCAGCAGCAUCGAGUUGGCUUCCAGUACCAGGGAAUAAUGCAGAAGCACACCCAGCUACAACAGAUCCUACAACAGUACCAGCAGAUCAUCCAGCAGCCACCACAUAUGCAGACCAUGUCUGUAGAUAUGCAACUGCGACAUUAUGAGAUGCAGCAGCAACAGUUUCAACAUCUCUACCAAGAAUGGGAGCGAGAGUUUCAGCUGUGGGAGGAACAGCUUCAUUCCUAUCCGCAUAAAGAUCAACUUCAGGAGUAUGAAAAGCAAUGGAAAACAUGGCAGGGGCAUAUGAAAGCCACUCAGACCUAUUUGCAGGAGAAAGUCAAUUCAUUUCAGAAUAUGAAGAACCAGUAUAUGGGAAACAUGUCAAUGCCACCUCCUUUUGUUCCGUAUUCUCAGAUGCCUCCACCUCUACCAACAAUGCCUCCUCCGGUAUUGCCUCCAUCGUUGCCACCACCAGUAAUGCCCCCUGCCCUACCUACUUCAGUGCCACCACCUGGCAUGCCCCCACCUGUGAUGCCACCUUCUCUACCAACCUCUCUGCCCCCACCUGUGAUGCCUCCAUCUCUGUCUUCAACAGGGCCACCACCAGUUCUUCCCCCACCUCCCCUCUCUUCUGUGGGGCCACCACCAGUUCUUCCCCCACCAUCUCUCUCUUCAACAGCACCUCCACCUGUCAUGCCCCUUCCACCAUUAUCUUCAGCCACACCUCCUCCAGGAAUACCUGCCCCUGGGGUUCCACAAGGGAUACCUCCUCAAUUAACAACAGCCCCAGUUCCAUCAGUCUCUAAUUCUCAGAGUUCACAACUUCCAGAGAAACCUAGACCAGCAUUACUUCCCACUCCUGUGUCUUUUGGUUCAGCCCCACCCUCAGCUUACCAUCCUCCAUUGCAAUCAGCUGUUGGCCCUUCAGAACAAGGGAAUUCUAAAGCUCCUCUGAGCAAGUCUACUCUGCCAUACAGUUCGUUCUCGUCUGAGCCAGGACUUGGGGAGUCUUCAAUUGCUCCAUCUCAGCAAAUCACUGCAGUCAAGGACAUGCCAGUGAGGUCAGGUGGACUGCUUCCAGAUCCUCCUAGAAGCAGUUACAUGGAAGGUCCAAAAGGGCCAAGAUUUGAUGGUCCUCGAAGAUUUGAGGAUUUAGGGUCAAGGUGUGAAGGACCGAGACCCAAAGGGCCUCGUUUUGAAGGAAAUCGCCCCGAUGGGCCAAGACCCAGAUAUGAAGGUCACCCAGCAGAGGGCACUAAAAGCAAAUGGGGAGUGAUUCCCCGGGGGCCAGCAUCUCAGUUUUAUAUUACCCCCAAUACAUCCCUAAGUCCUCGACAGAGUGGACCACAAUGGAAAGGCCCCAAACCAGCUUUGGGACAGCAACAACAGCAGCAACCUAAGUCACAAGCAGAACCUCUUUCAGGAAACAAAGAACCAUUAGCAGACACCAAUAGUAACCAGCAGAAGAAUUUAAACAUGCAAUCAGCUGCAUUACCCAUUGGUGCAGAUGUAAAGGAUGCCAAGGCGGCUCAGGCAAAUGAGAAUCUAAGCGACUCUCAACAAGAGCCACCUAAAAGCGAAGUCUCGGAAGUGCCCAUAGAGCCUUCUAAAUGGGACCAGAAUUCUCAGAGUAUGGAGACUCAAAUGGACAAAACCCAAGCUGUUACUCAGCCUGUAUCCCUUGCAAAUAAACCUGUACCUACUCAAUCUACUUUUCCCUCAGAAACAGGGGGGAUGGAGGGAGGAGCAAUAGUAGCAACAUCAUCAUCAUUAAACACAGAUAAUGAUUUUAAACCUUUAGGUAUUGGUCUGCCCCAUUCAGAAAAUAACCAAGAUAAAGGGCUGCCUCGGCCAGAUAGUAGAGAUAAUAGGUUAGAAAACAAUCAAGGCAGCAGCUCAUCUUACAGAGGUCCUGGGCAAAGCAGAAUGGAAGACACACAGGAUAAAGAACUAGUAAAUAGAGGUCGAGGCCAGGUAAUCAGCUGUGACCCAGGGUUGGUCAAGCAAGAAGACUUUCACGAUAAGGUGAUGGGUAAAAGAGAAGACAGUCGAGAGAAGAUGAACAGAGGAGAAGGCAGUCGGGACAGAGGGUUGGUGAGACCAGGAAGCAGUCGGGAGAAAGUGCCAGGUGGUCUGCAAGGCAGCCAGGACAAGGGUAGAGCUGGCAGCCGAGAAAGGGGACCACCUCGGAGGGCUGGAAGUCAGGAGAGAGGACCCCCUCGAACGGCUGGGAGUAGAGAGAGAGUACCACCUCGAAGAGCUGGGAGCAGAGAGAGGGGUCCCCCACCUCGAGGGCCUGGCAGUCGGGAAAGGGGACUGGGAAGACCAGAUUUUGUUCGUGACAGAGGUCCAUUUAGACCAGAACCAGGAGAUGGUGGGGAAAAAAUGUAUCCAUAUCACCGAGAUGAGCCUCCUAGGGCUCCAUGGAACCAUGGAGAAGAGAGAGGGCAUGAAGAGUUCCCACUAGAUGGUAGAAAUGCUCCAAUGGAACGAGAAAGACUUGAUGAUUGGGAUAGAGAGAGAUACUGGAGAGAAAGUGAACGUGACUAUCGAGAUGAUACACUAGAUCCAUAUAACCGAGAGGACAGGUUCUCAGCACCACCAUCUCGAUCGCAUGAUGGAGAUAGACGAGGCCCUUGGUGGGAUGAUUGGGAGAGAGAUCAGGAUAUGGAUGAGGACUACAACAGGGAAAUGGACAGGGAUGUGGAUCGGAUUGGAAGACCCAUGGAUAUGUAUGAUAGAAAUUUGGAUAAUGAGUGGGACAGAGAUUAUGGGAGACCACUGGAUGAACAAGAAUCACAGUUCCGUGAACGGGAUAUUCCAUCUCUUCCACCUUUACCACCCCUCCCACCUCUUCCACCUUUGGAUAGAUAUCGGGAUGAUAGAUGGAGAGAAGAAAGAAAUCGAGACCAUGGGUAUGAUCGAGAUUUCCGUGAUAGGGGUGAGUUGAGGAUCCGAGAGUAUCCAGAAAGAGGAGAUACGUGGCGGGAAAAGCGAGAUUAUAUUCCUGACAGAAUGGACUGGGAAAGAGAACGGUUAUCAGACAGAUGGUACCCAUCUGAUGUGGAUAGACAUUCCCCCAUUGCGGAACACAUGCCCUCCUCACAUCAUUCUGAAAUGAUGGGGUCGGAUGCAAAUUUAGACUCUGACCAAGGCCUUGGAGGGGUAAUGGUUCUCAGUCAGAGGCAGCACGAAAUCAUUUUGAAAGCUGCACAAGAACUGAAAAUGCUUCGGGAGCAGAAAGAACAGCUUCAAAAGAUGAAAGACUUUGGGUCUGAGCCACAGAUGCCUGACCACCUACCACCCCAGGAUUCGAGAUUGCAGAAUACACCUUCAAGACCUGGAAUGUAUCUGCCUCCAGGAUCAUAUAGACCACCCCCUCCUAUGGGUAAACCACCAGGUUCAAUUAUAAGACCCUCUGCUCCACCAGUAAGAUCAUCUGUUCCUUUGACCAGGCCACCUAUCCCAAUACCACCACCACUACCACCACCUCCUCCUCCACCACCUCCUCCUCCAGUGAUAAAGCCACACACUUCAGCGGUAGAACAGGAACGCUGGGAUGAAGAUUCUUUCUAUGGCCUCUGGGAUACAAAUGAGGAACAAGGACUGAAUUCAGAAUUUAAACCAGAAACUGUAACUAUUCCAUCUGCUCCAUUGUUACCACCCCCACCUGUUCACCCUUCCAUUCCCCCUCCUGGCCCAAUGCCUAUGGGUAUGCCACCAAUGUCCAAACCACCACCAGUACAACAGACUGUUGACUAUGGCCAUGGCCGAGAUAUGUCCACUAACAAAGUUGAACAGAUACCCUAUGGAGAAAGAAUAACUCUGCGCCCAGAUCCAUUACCGGAAAGAUCAACUUUUGAGACAGAGCAUGCAGGCCAACGUGAUCGUUAUGAUAGAGACAGAGACCGUGAGCCUUAUUUUGAUCGUCAGAGCAAUGUCAUGGCAGAUCAUCGAGAUUUCAAAAGGGAUCGGGAGACACAUAGAGACCGAGAGCGGGAUCGUGGUGUUAUUGACUAUGACCGGGAUAGAUUUGACAGAGAACGCCGACCUCGGGAUGAUAGGACUCAGUCAUAUCGAGACAAAAAAGACCAUUCUUCAUCCAGAAGAGGGGGAUUUGAUAGACCAUCCUAUGACCGAAAGUCUGACCGACCAGCCUAUGAGGGACCAUCCAUGUUUGGAGGAGAACGAAGAACUUACCCAGAGGAGCGAAUGCCACUGCCAGCUCCUUCACUAAGCCACCAGCCACCUCCAGCUCCACGGGUAGAGAAGAAGCCUGAAUCUAAGAAUGUGGAUGAUAUUUUGAAACCCCCUGGCCGAGAGAGCAGACCUGAGAGAAUUGUUGUUAUAAUGAGAGGAUUGCCAGGCAGUGGAAAGACACAUGUUGCAAAACUUAUUCGAGAUAAGGAGGUAGAAUUUGGAGGACCUGCACCCAGAGUUCUAAGCCUGGAUGAUUACUUCAUCACUGAAGUGGAAAAAGAAGAAAAAGAUCCAGAUUCUGGAAAGAAAGUGAAAAAGAAGGUAAUGGAAUAUGAAUAUGAAGCUGAGAUGGAGGAGACCUAUCGCACCAGCAUGUUCAAAACUUUCAAAAAGACUCUUGAUGAUGGCUUUUUCCCUUUCAUCAUCCUGGAUGCCAUCAAUGACAGAGUUAGACAUUUUGACCAGUUUUGGAGUGCAGCAAAAACCAAGGGAUUUGAGGUGUAUUUGGCUGAAAUGAGUGCCGAUAACCAGACUUGUGGCAAGAGAAAUAUUCAUGGAAGAAAGCUUAAAGAAAUAAACAAGAUGGCUGAUCACUGGGAAACUGCACCUCGUCAUAUGAUGCGUCUGGACAUUCGUUCUUUGUUGCAAGAUGCUGCUAUUGAAGAGGUAGAGAUGGAAGAUUUUGAUGCAAAUAUCGAAGAACAGAAGGAAGAAAAGAAAGAUGCAGAAGAAGAGGAAAACGAACUGGGUUACAUUCCGAAAAGCAAAUGGGAGAUGGACACAUCUGAGGCAAAGCUAGACAAGUUGGAUGGCUUGAGAACUGGUACUAAAAGGAAACGUGACUGGGAGGCAAUUGCCAGCAGAAUGGAGGAUUAUCUUCAGCUCCCUGAUGAUUAUGAUACUCGUGCUUCUGAGCCUGGGAAGAAGAGGGUGAGAUGGGCAGACCUGGAGGAAAAGAAGGACGCAGAUAGGAAAAGGGCCAUAGGUUUUGUGGUCGGACAGACUGAUUGGGAGAAGAUCACAGAUGAAAGUGGUCACCUGGCUGAAAAAGCCCUCAAUCGAACCAAAUAUAUAUGAGACUUCGUUUUCAAACGAAGUCAUUGUUCCUUAAGAUGGUUCGCGUUGAGGUGAUCUGAAGCCAAGGCUUUCUGGAGCUUCGUUGUGUGUCACCUUGCUUCCACGGUUCAGUUUUUGUUUUGUUUCUACUGCUUUAGUUUUUUAAAGUUCUUCAGUGUCCCCAAGAGGUAUUAGGAUCUUGCUGUACCUAAGCAAGAUGUUAAUUUUUUAAAUAAACUAUUGGGGAGGGUGGGAGUAAUAGCUUAACUGCUGGAAGCAGGUGGGGAUCUGCUGGAGGAUUCUGACAGAAAAUAUUUUCUCCACUGUACAAUGUCACGGACUAUCUCUAUCAUCGUUGCUUUGUGGCUGUUUUUGUUUUUUACUGUAUGUAACUGGUAGCUGAUUGUACUAGGAUUAAAAACAAUAAACUUUCAUGAUAAAGCCAAUGAGAUUCAUGGGCUGUACAGCAUGGG
This is a messenger RNA of Myotis davidii, 6048 nucleotides long. It is a transcript of the gene YLPM1, whose product is annotated as YLP motif containing 1. NCBI's taxonomy places the organism in Eukaryota, Metazoa, Chordata, Mammalia, Chiroptera, Vespertilionidae. The transcript is spliced from 21 exons. Gene Ontology annotation, biological process: regulation of telomere maintenance. The coding region runs from base 8 to 5596 and encodes 1862 amino acids. The record is from RefSeq and is a predicted model, not a curated record. Gene Ontology annotation, cellular component: nucleus.